GUGUUUGGCACAGUAUCCUAUCUCCUUCUGGUCCACUGGCUGAGCCCAACCCAACCUAGGAGGCCCAUAAAGACCUGUGUUCAGAGUCACACUGAAAAGAGAAUUCUGGACUCCGUAGACUCCACCACCUACUAUCUUUCGAAGCCAUGAAGUCCCUAUUGCUCACCCUUGCCCUCUUCAUGCUCCAGGCCCAGUUGAUCUCAGGUAACUGGUAUGUGAGAAAGUGUGGAAACAAAAUUGGAAAGUGCAGGAGCAGCUGCAGAAAGGGAGAGGUGCCGAUAGAUCCUCCUACUGGCAUGUGCAGCAAAGAAAAAACGUGCUGUGUUCUGUCUGGCCAAGAGCUUCAUCCUGCGAUCUGUGGUGGAACUGCAAAGCCUACAAGAGCACCAGUUACAGGAGUCACACAAGGAUCAGAAGCAGCAGAAGCAUCAGUAGCAUCAGGAGCAUCAGGAGCAUCAGAAGCAGCAACUUCAGUAGCAGCAACUUCGGUAGCAACAACUUUGGUAGCAACUACUUCUGGUUAACAGUGACCUAGGAUCCCUGGUUUAUUAAAGCAAAAGGGCCUUA
Equus caballus (horse) is the source of this 567-nucleotide messenger RNA. It is a transcript of the gene DEFB126, whose product is annotated as defensin beta 126. Gene Ontology annotation, biological process: innate immune response. NCBI's taxonomy places the organism in Eukaryota, Metazoa, Chordata, Mammalia, Perissodactyla, Equidae. The record is from RefSeq and is a predicted model, not a curated record. Gene Ontology annotation, cellular component: extracellular region.